Cutaneotrichosporon cavernicola is the source of this 1050-nucleotide messenger RNA. RefSeq lists its product as uncharacterized. Lineage: Eukaryota; Fungi; Basidiomycota; Tremellomycetes; Trichosporonales; Trichosporonaceae. Gene Ontology annotation, molecular function: oxidoreductase activity, acting on NAD(P)H. The transcript has 4 exons. The record is from RefSeq and is a predicted model, not a curated record. The coding region runs from base 1 to 1050 and encodes 349 amino acids.
AUGUCCGCCCCAAAGACCAUGAAGGCCGUUGUGGAGAACGAUGCUGAGGAUGGCGUGGUAGUCAAGGAGAUCCCCAUCCCUCCGCUGGAAGACAACGAGAUUCUAGUAAAGGUCGACCAUGUGACGCUUCACGUAGCGGCUCUCAGCACGACCGGCAGUAUCAUCGGCUGCGACUAUGCCGGUACCGUAGUUGAGGUUCCAGGAUCUGUCUCGCACAAGCGGGACCACAUCAAGAUCGGGUCUCGGGUCGCGGGGUGGGUCCACGGUGGACUGUUCAAGGACCGAGGCGCGUUUGCGCAAUACCUCAAAGUUCCGGCGGAUCUUACCUUUCCCAUUCCGGACGAUAUGCCAUCCGACCAGGCAUGUACUUUUGGCAUUCCGUUCUAUACUGCCUUCCACGCGCUCAAGCAUAGUCAGAAGGGGAACUGGCCGCCUGGAAAGGACCACAGCUGGUUCCUCGUGUAUGGCGGCUCCUCUGGCGUCGGCCUGUUCACGAUCCAACUCGCCAAGAUGAUGGGCCACAAAGUAAUCACGGCCUGCAGCGCAGGUAACUUUGACCUCGUGAAGAGCUACGGCGCCGACGCCGUUGUCGAAUACAAGGCCGGCGAGAACGCGAUCAACGAAAUCAAACAAAUUACGGGCGGCGGAGUACACAAGGCAUUGGACUGCAUCUCCCUACCUGAAAGUAACGCAUUUACCAUCGCCUGCUUUGCGCCUGGCAAGGGACAGAUGAACGUCAUCCUACCUCCCGACGCGGCCGCUGUUUCUGUUCGGCCAGAUGUGGACGUGCAGUCUACCCUGCUUUACACUCUUUGGGGACGGGCGUUCGAGUUUGGUCCGCGGGCGGGACCCAAGAUGCCCCUGCCGGCGCUUGCGGACGACCUCAAGUUCCACCGCGAGCUCGUCGCGCGUAUUCCCGAGUAUAUCAGCCUUGGGUUCAAGGCGCCGCCGAUUGAGAAGAGGGGCGGGAUUGAUGACAUUGCCCAAGGACUCGCGGAUAUGCGCGAGGGCAAGCUUAGUGGGUCGCGGUAUGUCUAUACUAUCGCGUAG